Molecule: messenger RNA, 2104 nt
Organism: Macrobrachium nipponense
Lineage: Eukaryota; Metazoa; Arthropoda; Malacostraca; Decapoda; Palaemonidae
Product: trypsin-3-like
Exons: 13
Coding region: 113-1249 (378 amino acids)
Biological process (GO): proteolysis
Molecular function (GO): serine-type endopeptidase activity
Source: RefSeq, a predicted model, not a curated record
AAAUUGACGAAGAAUGUGCGAAAAGAAACACUGUAACGCCGAAGAAGAAGCAACUCUAAAUCAAAACCAGUAGCUACACCAUCUAACCCAAAUCCCCACGGAACAGGACAACAUGACGAUCCCAGCGGCUGCCCUCCACCAACAGCUGUUGUCCUACCAGCUUCUGCAAUACCACAUUCUGAUGCCCAGUUUGUUGAUCUCCAAGAGCGCGUCAGACUGCGACGGAUGCCCGAGCCAGCUGGAAAACCUGAGGGCAGCCACGCUGUCCAACCAUCUAGCCAUCAACCAUUUGUCACACAUGCUCAUCGGCCAUUUGAGAGGCUUUCAGCUCUCGGUUAAACAAGACGAAAAAGGGGUCUGCCACUGGGAGAACAUUUGCAAAGCUGGAAAUCGGUCGACCAACGAUACGACGCCGGAAAGUCCGCCAUCAACACCAGAUCAGACGACGGAGAAUCCACCGUCAACGCCAGAUCCGACGCCAGAAAUUCCACCACCACCGCCAGAUACGACGCCGGAAAGUCCACCAUCAACGCCAGAUCCGACGCCGGAAAAUCCACCACCAACGCCAACGCCAGAUUUUCCAUACGUGACCAGCAUCCAGGUGACCAAUCACUACCGGACCAAAUUACACCUGUGUGGCGGAACACUCAUUUCGCCCACCUGGGUUCUCACGGCAGCCCACUGUCUGGAUCCAGAGAGGCCUCAGGACCUUGUAGUGAUCGCUGGGGAAAAGUACAUCGGUCACCAGCAGGUAACUGGAAAAAUGUUUCUGGUCAAGGAGUUUUUCCUGCAUCCCCAAUAUGCGUACCACACGAAGCCUUACGACCACGACGUAGGCCUAGUCCGUUUGGCAGAGGCGGUUUCCGAGAACGAAUUCGUGAGCAUUGCUCCCCUGCCCGACGCACCUUUUAACAACUUUACAGGUUUGUGCCACGAGCCAGGAUGGGGUCCUCUUCGAGAUAAUACGCCUGGGGCUAAUUACUUGAAAUAUACAUCAGUACCGAUAUUACCAAAGGAGAAAUGCAACGCAGCUUAUUCCACGGUACUUGGAGAAAGCAACAUCUGCGCUGGCCAAGAUGGCGUCGGCGCAUGCGUGGGUGACAACGGUGGGCCUCUCGUUUGCAACUCUAAGCCUGUUGCAGUGAUGUCUUGGAGAGAAGGCUGCGCUCAGCCCGGGAAACCUGCUGUGUACAUGGACAUCUACUCAUAUUUGCCUUGGAUUAGGGAGAUAACAAAGAUAGGAUAUUGAGGUUCAGGAACAGUGCAUGCGAUAUAUGUGUUUGAUUUUGUGCUUGCCGACCUGAGAAUGACAACGGUAAAGUUUUAGGGAGGUGUGUUGGCCUCCCCUUACUAUAGUAGGUUCACAUCAACCGUGCAUCUGAUGUCUAGGCAAGUCCCUUACGACACUCCCUAUUGGCUGUUGAUAAGCCAAUCACAGGGCUGAGAACUCUCAGUCUCUCGAGAGCUCACAUAGGCAGGAUGUAUGUUCCAUCUCUCCUGAGGGAUAUGUCUUUCCAAAGUAUCCCUCGGGCGAGGUGGAACAUAGCCUACACUUGCCUAUGUGAACUCUCGAGUGAGACUGAGAGUUUCCAGCCCUGUGAUUGGCUUAUCAACAGCCAAGCAGGAGCACUUAAGGGACGGGCCAAGACAUCAGAUGCACGGUUGAUGUGAAUCUACUAUAGUCUAAGUUUUGGGAAGAAGUCUACAAAAUAUGGAAAGUAUCAGAGUAAAGGAAUUUGACAAAAGAUAUAAAAGAAACAAAAAAGCCAUGUUCUACAGUGGAUGCUCUGAAACUAAAAACCAAGGAAAUGGUAUCAGUAACGAUUAAUGACGAUAUAUUGAUGAAAAUCUGUGUUAACAGAACAAAAUAAUAGUUUACAAAAACAAAGAAGAAUGUGGAAAAGGGAACCCACAGAUAAGAUUUAUUGAACGUUUACUAAGAUUGAUUCUAAUACAUGUUUUCAUAUAAUUAGUAAUAUAUUCAGUAGAUGUAUACUAAAUCAAUAUCAACGUGUUAAAAUAAAACAUUUCUUCCCCACUUUCCCCUCACAAAGUGACGGAAAUCUUGGCCCUUCCCAUGAGAGAGAGAGAGAGAGAGAGAGCG